This is a messenger RNA of Hippoglossus stenolepis (Pacific halibut), 10496 nucleotides long. It is a transcript of the gene zbtb7a, whose product is annotated as zinc finger and BTB domain containing 7a. Lineage: Eukaryota; Metazoa; Chordata; Actinopteri; Pleuronectiformes; Pleuronectidae. Gene Ontology annotation, biological process: regulation of transcription by RNA polymerase II. Bases 882 to 2798 code for a protein of 638 amino acids. Gene Ontology annotation, molecular function: RNA polymerase II cis-regulatory region sequence-specific DNA binding; DNA-binding transcription factor activity, RNA polymerase II-specific; protein binding. The transcript has 4 exons. The record is from RefSeq and is a predicted model, not a curated record.
AUUACUCAGUAGCUUUGAAUUGUAUUUGAAUUGCAGAUUUUAUGAUUCAAUCACUUUUUGCAUGAAACUAGUAACUGAAAGUUUGGAAUAAAAAGGAGAACAAAGGGGAUGAUUUGCGUUCUAAUUCAGUCGAGUUGAACCAAAAAGCACAGCACAGUGCAGUACCCACCGGAAUUACAGAUUUUUAAUAUUUUCUCUAUUUUCUGGACUUUCCCUGAGUUUGGUGAAACCUGAAAUUGUGGCCACAGCCGUUAAAAAGUGCCAGUAAACAUAAAUCUUCUCAUCUAUCUCAGAAACAUCUGAGGUUGCACAGGGUUAACAGUUUGUUCCUUUGUAUUUAGGAAUGACUGGUAUGUGUCAGCCAAAGACAGCUACUUUGAGAGUGGAAAUUCUGCAGGCUUUCCAUAGAUGAUACACAUUGGCCAAAAUAAAACUGCUUUUACUAGUUGCAACCACUGCCUGGUGUCAACGUGUUUGUCUGUGAAUGACAGGCAAAUUGGGUGUGACCAACUUGGCAUAGAUAUUAAGAACACAUGCACCGCACAGUCAACUGAAAAAACAGCAGAAAGGCAGACGGUUGAUGGUUGUUUCGUCCCUGAAACGUAAUUUUGAUAUCUGUCCUUGCUGCGUGUAGAUAUAGUGGAGGCGCUAGAGGGACGUUACGGAAGAAAUGGAGGUGAUCACGGCGAGGAUGGGAUGGGUGGACCCUGCGUUAGAGCGGCUGUUUGACUUGCAAAGCAGGCGUGGGUGCUCGAGGACCGGUCAUUGAGAGAAGGCCCUUCCCUGAAAGUGGAGCGCGUGCAGGGAAACAGACAGUUACUGCGCUGCCUUGUGCUGGGCUGCGGGCCUUGUCACCCAUAGGCAUGAAUUAGUGAUAAGGAAUGUUUCAAGCCAUGAGGAGGUGUCAGGAUCAGACAGGCAGACGCACAGACGGCAGGACGGAUACACGGGUGGGGGCUGUGCUAGGCGGCUCGGCGGCAGGCUGGUGGAAGAUGUCGUCAGGAGCUGGUGGGAGGGGCGGAAGGCAGCUCAGGGGGACAGCAAGCGGCGGGGGCGGAGGAGGGCGAGGAGGGCCGGGAGAGGCGGAGGAAGGCCCCGUGGGGAUCCCUUUCCCCGAGCACAGCGCCGACAUCCUGGGCAGCCUGAACAAGCAGCGGCUCAGCGGCCUGCUGUGCGACGUGCUCCUGGUCACUCAGGACCAGGAGUUUCCUGCUCACCGCUCCGUCCUGGCCUCCUGCAGCUCAUACUUCCACAAGCUCUUCACUUCAGGUGCCGCUGCCGACCAACAGAACAUCUACAACAUCGACUUUGUGCCAGCGGAGGCUCUGGGAGCGUUGCUGGACUUUGCCUACACAGCCACAUUGACAGUCAGCCACAGCAGUGUGGCGGACAUCCUUGCCGCUGCUCGCCUCCUGGAGAUCUCACCUGUCCAGGACGUCUGUACUCACCUGCUGGACACCAAAGUGCUCUCCCCGCCGGCGGGCAAUGAGCAACGAGAUGAAGAUGAAAAUAAGGAGGGAAAGGGCAGAGGGGGCAAGGAGCAGGGGAACCGGGUGCGGGCCCGGGAGUACCUGGAGUACUUCCAGAGAGGGGCCCCCUGGAGCAGCAGCUGCAGCACGCCAGAGCUCAGGGACCAGCCUACACACCUGCACUUUAACCACGGCAAUGGCCCCAGCAACGGGGCUCCUGGUGGCCCUGGUGAGUACUUCUCCCCCCUGGCACUCGCAUUGGCCCAGGCCCCAACGCAGGAGCCAGAAGAAGAGGAUGAGGAUGACGAGGAAGAUGAGGACGGGGAGGCAGUAGAGGGGAAUGGAGCGAGCCUGGGGUCGUCUUACUACCCCCCAUCCCAGAAUGGGCACUUGUACCUCCCACCUGACUCAAGGCUGGGGCAGGAGACCGAAGUGGAGGACAGUGGUAGGGAGGCGAUGGCGAGGGAGAGAGGUUCAGCCAGUGCCCUCCUGCAGCAGAUGAUGGACUCCAUCGAGAGGCAAAAGGAGCGCGCAACGACCGGGGAGGACCUAGGAGAUGGGGACGACCCAGACAUGGAAUUUUACUUGAAUUAUUUUAACAGCACACAGCAUGAUGAUACAUCUUCUGCUGCUGUGACACAUGGUGUGCCGCCACUCUGGUUAUCACGGGGCAGUACUGGCCAAGACAGAGUAGUAGGAGAGAGGGUUGUUGGAGAGAGAGGCGGCGGGGGUGGAGGAGGUGGAGGAGAGAGGAAGAUGCGCUCUAAGGCCUUCCAGAAGUGCCCCAUAUGCUCCAAGGUCAUUCAAGGAGCAGGCAAGCUACCCCGCCAUAUCCGAACGCACACGGGAGAGAAACCCUAUGAAUGCGCCAUCUGCAAAGUGCGCUUUACCAGGCAGGACAAGCUCAAGGUUCAUAUGAGGAAGCAUACAGGAGAGAAGCCUUACCUGUGUACGCAAUGUGGAGCCGCCUUUGCUCACAACUACGACCUGAAGAACCACAUGCGUGUACACACAGGCCUGCGCCCCUAUCAGUGCUCAAGCUGCUUUAAGACUUUUGUGCGCUCCGAUCACCUGCACCGCCACCUCAAGAAGGACGGCUGCAACGGCAUCCCCUCUCGUCGAGGUCGAAAGCCUCGGAUGAGGGAGCCAGGGCACCUUGAGUCCCCGUUGGGUCUGCUGAGCCCCGGCUCCGACACAGGGCCUGCGCCUCGUACCAUCAGGGGACGACGGCGUUCAGAGGCAACCUCAGCGGCGGAGAUGGGGGGGGUAGCUGGAGCUCAUGCACACAGUCCUCAGCUGCAGGAGUUGGCUGGGGAGGCUGGGCCCUGAGACUGCAGGGGCAUCAAGGACACUGCUGGAUACCAUAGUCACUCUGCACUGCCUGUGAGACAGGCCAGUGAACAGAGGAGAAAAAAGACGCAAAGAGAGACUUAAAAAAAAACAAUUUAACAACUAACUAUUCCUCUAUAAACCAAAUCAGGGUGUCACAAAAAUCUAAUCUUUAUAUUUCUUUCUCCUUUUACUUUAGAAAAGAGUAGACUUGCAAGCACUUGAGUCCGUGUAUCUGUUAAAGAGCAAAGAACGCUUCACAUCAUACACCCAUGACGUCCACUUUCUGGGCCAUUUCCUUCUUUAUAAUAUUAGGGGUUUUAUACAUUGGCAUAUGGGCUUAGGCAAAUGUAUAAUAGAUACGAAGAAACUCUGAACAACUAUGCAGUUGAUUUAGAUUUUUAUUGGUUUUGUCCUCACAGCCUUCAAGCUCUAAGCAAGGUGUCUGUCAAGCACCUUCUGGCUGCUGUACGGGUGAAGCGAGGACAAAUCCUCCCGGUGAAAACAACUCUUUUUCUAUUCUUUUGCAGGUCUGAAAUGUACAGUUACCAUAGAAACAACAUUGCCACAAUAUGGCAUAUGCAAGGAAAACUCACCACAGUUUUGAUGCAACAGUUUUCUCUCUCUAAAUGUUCCAGAAAGACUCAGACGAGGGUUUGAUUGAAGUGUUACUUACUCUAUGAAAUGCAUUUUAAGAAUCUAAGGUUUGUCUGAUUGAAAAACAAAUUCACCUUGAGUCGAAUCCACGUUAAUGGGGACUCGUCAAUUGCAGGACUAGGGAAAAUGAGGGGUGGGGGGAUUGUGUUUUAAAAGCACUACCAUUGUCAAUGUGUCUGUUGGCUUGACUACAUGGCCUCUUAUUCCUCACAAUUCUGCAAUUUCAGCAUUUCUGUUUUCCCUUUUGAUUUUGUCUUAAUUUUUUUUUUUGUCGUUCCUUUUUGUUGACUGCUUCGGGUACUUGACACUUUAUAAUUGUAUACAUGUAUAUACAGCAGGUGGUAAAUAUGACAUUGUCCUUUCUUAAUGCUGAGGUGUACUUACCAAUCGGGUUUUUUCCUCUUAGGCUUGAUGUCAUAUUUCUCAAAGAGUGAAGCUUGCGGGUGAACGGAAAAAAAACUGUAUGAAUGUUUGAUGAAACAAAAAAAACAUAAGUCACCCAUUUGUCCUAAUCACUUGACAUGUAUAGUUCCUGCCCAAAGGAUGAGGAGGUCGAUCGAAUGAAUGUGCUUAACUGCAGUUUUUCGGAAUCUGUCCUUGUGUGACAAGGCGCGGGUAGCAUUUAACCAACCGCAGGUUAAAAGAAAUGGCAGGGAGCCCAAGUGAGAGAGUGACAAAGAAUACGAAGAAGAAGAGAUAGAUGAGCACCUUUUUUUUUCUAUGUUUGCACAGCUUUACUAAAGAUAUCCAACCGAGCGAGAGAAAGAGAGAGAGGUAUAUUUAAAGGAAGUGGGCUGGUGUCGGGGAAGGAGCGAGAGCAGGUUUAUGUAUCAUGCUUAUUCCAAUUCUUUUGCCCUGGGGACCACAAAACCGUGAGGCAACCUGUAUGAUGAAGAGAGCAAUAAAUACCUGUCCAAGUUGGGAGGCCAAAUAGGAGCGCAGCUGCAGCUGGUUGGUGGGGGGAGGGGAACAAGGGAAGGGAAGGGGAGGGGGAUCUCACAAUGUCUGUUGCAUUCCAAAAAAUAAUCUCCCCCAGCUCAGCCACGUUUCCAGGCAGGAGGGGAUCAAAUCAGGCCUUUUCUCUCCCUCGCGCUCCCUCUGUAGUCCUCUAAUGCCCCCGAACCAGCCUGGAGGGGAUAUUAUUAUAUUAGAGUCUGGUGUUGCUGUGGGUAGGACGCCUGGUACUGGCAGUUUAGUGUGCGAGUGUGUUUACAUGUUCGUGUGUUUGUGUGCAUGUGUGUGUGCGUGGCAGCCAGGGUCCCUCUGGCCACAUCAUCACUGUGUGAGUCAGCCACAGCCUGUUCAAACAUGCACCCUGAGCUGCCAGCCCCAAUGCACUUUCUCUGCCUCACACACACACACACACACACACACACACACACACACACACUUGCUGAGUGCAGGUAUCCUGUAGAGAAUGGGAAAACACCAGAGCUGACAUAUCAGUUAGAUAUUGUCAGUGACUCCCUACAUCUGGAUUUGUCCAUUUUUAAAUCUCUAGCUGUGUUUUUGUUCUCCAAACACAACAUUAUUUCCAAAGCCAGCACACUGAGCCUUUGAAUAUAGAGGAGAUCACGCAUAUGGGUUUCGAGCCUCCCCCUAUAACUUAAAUAGUCGUGCUGUAGUUCAACUACCAGUCCCCUUUUGCACCUUAAUUGGAAAGAGGCAGGUUAUGAAUGCACUUUGUUCCUGAGGAGGGCACUUUUGUCAACAAAACGGGUACUUCAGAAACAAACCAGUUGCAAAUGAGAUAUGUCCUUUCUUCUGCCCAUGGGGUUGAAGUCAAGCUCCUUUGCUGGUUCUUUUCAGUUUUUGAUGACAAGCUGCCAAGAAAACGAAAAAAAUGUAAACCUUAAUUAUGCUAAAUCAGAUCUCAGAAAAAGAAGCCAGACAGGUUUCAGCUACAAACAUGUUGAGUGUUGUGACUUUACAAAUGACUAAAUUAAUCCAUGUGACUGAUUGCACUUGAAGUUAGUUGUCAAAAAAGAAAUCUAGUGAGUGGUUUUUAUGUCUUAAUGUUAAGAAAGGGGGAUGGAAGGAUGAGGGAGACGAAAAAGAAAGUGUACGCUGUGUGUGUCUGUGUGUGUGUGUGUGUGUGUGUGCGUGCGCGUGUGCGUGUGCACAAGCAUGCAAUGCUGGCUGGCAGGCUGGAGGGUCUCAGGACAAGCUUGGAUAAACAAACUUCGUGUCUACCCCAUCUGUUCACCAGCUCCUCUCAUAACUACACAUGUUCUCCGAGGAACCACAGUGAUAAUAGGUCCACGGUACCACACAAGCAAAAAAAAGACCAUAUUGUAAAACAACUCAUUGGACAGUGUUGCUUGUUUACUUCACAGCUCCCUCGGUGCACAUUUGCACAACUCUUCGUUUACUCUUGUUGGUCAUUGUCAGAGGUUGGCGAGGUCUUCGCAGUUUGAGUUUCUAUUUUUGCUUCUCUGUUAUGACAAAGACAGGGUUUAUUAUUGCACAGUUUGGCUCCUACAGGCAGACCAAUGCAACCUGGGUAAAUCGACCUGCUUUGUGAUCUUCAUGUAUAGUGGUACUCGCCAUGCACUCCUUAAAACCAUUUGAUGUGGCAGAUUUUUUUUACCUGUUGAGACCUGUGAGCCAUCUUAAACACAUGUUCUGUUGGACCUUCAUAUUUGCCCCAAAUGUCUUAUGUUGUUUGUUGAUUAACCAAAGCUUUUUGCCCUCGAUCUUAGUCUCUAUAGACUAGAAAUAUUGAAAGUAUGUCUAUAAUUUAUUCAGACUGGGCCUCCCCUGACUUAGCCACACACAGAUGCCCUCUUCUUGGAUGCAUAUGCAGAAAUGUGUGUGGAAUCAUGCAGACAUUUACUUGAGUUCACUUUCCCUCGCUCUUUGUAUGUGGACGAUAGAAUCAGAGGCUUAAGGAUGUAUAGUUUGUUUCUGUCUACACUCGUUUUUUCUUAAAGUAACGUGUUGUGCUACAGCUGUUUUUUUCUAACAAUUUUACAUGGCUGUGCAUGUAACUGCGUGGGCGUAUGUGUUUGAGUGUGUGAGUGUGUGUAUGGGGGGUGGGAAGAGGUUUUUUGUUGCUGUGCCAGGAGGGUGGGGUAAAUGGGUGCAUGGGUGGGGUUAUGGAUAUAAAGCCUGAUAGCACUGGAAAUGGUGCUUUAGCUGAGAGAGCAAAAGUUUGCACUAAUGUUAAAUGUCCUUGUCCUGCUUAUGGGAGAAGGGCAGGAGACCUCAGAGAGGCCUGCGAGUUUCCAUGAGCACGGAGCUGCGUGGUGAACUCACUCAAUGGUCUCGUAAAAAAGUCCAUCCAACCCCCUCCGUAGAAAUAAUCAUGUACAGUAUAUUAAAGAAGUACACAGACGUCCAACAACUACAAAUACCAAAGGAAAACAUGGCUUGCAUUCAAGUCAUUGUACGUUUUAAAGCUACCAAUCUAAUGUUGGAUUAAAAGAGUUUUAUUGUUGAAUCUGAAGUCUCUUGAAAAGAGAUUCUGGAUGUAGCUUCUGAUGGAAACUAGAAAUGAUGGGAAAACAGAAAAUCAUAUUUGCUCUUUGUAUUUAAAUAUAUUCCAAAUAAAAAACAUUUAGGCACUUAAACAGUAGCAAAGCCUCUCGAAAACAUUUAAAACAUUUGAGUUGCUCCUGAUCUGAUGGCUGAGAUGUAGCGUGUGGCGAGAUAUUGAUUCCAACUUGUUUUCAACUUAAGAGAUGGGAUUUUUAUUUGUUUUAUGUUCAGUGAAAUGACAUAAUGAUGAUUACAACUAUUGUUAAACACUGUUAAUUUGAUCAUCACUAAAAUGGAUGAUUUCAUUUUUUGAAAAGGUUGAAUUGAAGUCUAAUGUUCUCUAAUUGAAGCAGACUGGGACUUUGUUGCCUUGCCUGAGCAGCACUAAGCUUUUUUUUUUUGUUUUCCUUGUUUACCACACAGUGGUAUUGUGCAGUGUGGGGCUGAGGCUCGCUCCCACCAGGGGCCUUAUCUGGGCAGGGGCCGAUAAAACUCGCACCCUCUCCUUUUCUGUUCACCUUGAUCUUUGUUUUCUGCCCAUAACUUAGGACCAAAAGUUUAAAAGCUGAUUGGAUUGGUUCUGAAAUUGAUCAUUUUGUCAUUUGAAUUUGAAUUUAUUAAUAACAAAGUCGUAGUCACUAGAUCAGAGCUGCGUCUCCAUCAGCAUCUAUGGCUCCAGAACUGGUGAGUCCCCAGCCUCAGCCCCAGACCAAGGUCACUGCCACAGUCUCAGAGGUGAUUUCAAUUUGACCUUCAUGUUUUUUUUUCUUUGUUGCUAUCAAAGACUUUUGGUGAAUCUAUCUGAGAAGGCCAUAAAACAAAGACGACCAACAAUGAUGUGAUAACAAUGAUAACUGUAAAUAAUCAAGCUGAAGCUGGACAGGAUGACUGUUAUUACAGCGAUCUGCAAUGACGGCAGAAGUGGGACUUGUUAGCUUUGCUUCAUCAUUCUGCCGCAACACCUGAUUUCUCUGUGUUUUCCGUCAGGCUCUCCAUGCACACCAAGCUGAGUGCAGCAUAUGCAGUACGGCCCCAUGCGCAGCGUGGCUCUGGCACUUACACAGACAGCCCUGGGUCCUUCAGAGGCUGGCUGCUGUCUGUUGGCUGCUCUCAGCCAAGUGGGGACAGUUUGCACUUGGAGUCUCUCUCAGUCUGGAGGGAUUCGGAGGUUUAGCGUACAGGGAGGAGGAGGAUUUAAUACGGGUGGUAGGGGAAGGCUGGAUGUUGUUUUCAGGGAUGAGGUUGGAAAGCCCAGGUGAUCGACUAUUUAUUGAGCUAUGGUUCAGCGUUGCUCCUCUAAGCUGGUAGGAAUUGCAUGGCCACAGUGUGAUGUGAAUUGCAAUAGGAGGUCACCACAUUGGAGAACUGCAACAAGGAGAAUGUUGCUGAUCUCUUUUGUCUAUAUGUAAGUUCUUCUCAGGUGGAAAAUACACUGCUAUGCAUCGGUGUCCGCUCAGUUUGUGGUUGUCUCAUCACCCCCCCUCUCCGUCUUUGCCUUUCUUCUUCAUACCAAUAUUGAACAUAAUCCUUCCCAAAAAGAUUAACAGCGGAACACGUCCCUCAUUGAUAAUCUAUUAAAGUUAAAUAUAUAUAUAUAAAGAUAUAUAGAUCCAGGGUUUGUUGGAGGGAAGGAAGCUGCUGGAGAUUCAGUCUUAAAAGUCCGACCGUAAAAGUUUUUCUGAGAGGAGUUGGGUUUGGAAAAGCACAGAUGCAGAGCGUUGUAUGUUCUCUCACUUUCUUCUCCCAUCGCUCUUCCUCUCUGUGGACUCGGAGUCUCCAUCUCUGCUGCCGACUGGCCUUCAAUCAAAGAUCAAACCCCCUCAGCAGGGGAAUCAGCGGGAGGGGAAGGGGAUUGGAUAAUGUCUGGAGGAAGACUGCAGUUUCAGUUUUCAGUCACCUUAAACCAAUUUUUAAGAUACAUUCCAUUACUUCAUACUAUUGAUCAUCAUAUAUUUGGUGAUCUUGGCAGGUGGAAAGGAUGAGAGCUGGAGACGACAGUCGGCUGUUUCAGUCCGUCUGUCUGUGCUCACUAUCCCACUACUACGAGACUGACAGACAGUUCAAAAGGCCCUCGGCGUACUGCUAUCCAACUGCCUUUUUUCAGCUUCUGCGAUUGUAACAAAAAGCACUUUGCGAAAGGCCAUCCUGAAUUUUGUGUGCUUUUAUUUUAAGGUUAUCACUAUUGUUAUUAUAUUGUUGAUCCUGUUGUUUAUUUGUUUGUUUGUUUUGUCUUCUCAGUGCAGAUGAUUAUUUAAAUGCAAAAAAUAAUAAUAUGAUUAUGGAAAAAAAAAAAGAAAAAAACUUGAACAUUUUCUAUCUGGAUUGAAGGUGGUUUGAGCUGCCACCUCAUCUGAACAUAAACAAACACAUCUCUGUUAGACCACCAUAUGCAGCUGUUGCAUAGUCACACAAUGGUGGUGUUGGGGGGGGGGCGAUGGAUCUGCCCCCAUACCUGCUCUCUGCUCACUAUCUCAGAUCUUGUCCGGGGGUAAAGGUCAUUCAAGCUCAUUUUGGGAGACUCCUUUUCUUGAAAAGAAACCUGUAUAAGAGUUGCAAAGCUUUCUGAGAAGGCUAGCUGUGCUGAAUGUUAAACAUGCAGUGUUGUAUCCACUGCAGAAUCUCUUUGUCUGCAAUAACGCCCUCUCUGUGCAGUUAAAGGCUGGAUCUGGUAUCCAUGUGGGACUUACAUGAACAUGAAAUGGAUGAAAUGGCCAAAUGACCAUCAUGGACUUUUGCAAAUCAGAACAGAAAAUGUGUUUUUUGGCCUUAACAUCUAUGUCAAAUCAAGAUUGUUGCAGUAGAGUGGGAAGAAUAAUAUUGAUCAUAAUAAACGUUCGAUAAAUCUAUAGUUCAGUAAAUGGUUUAACUUGGGAGAGACAGAAAUAGGCUACUAUUUAUAAUAGGUUGAUUUGUAACUGUGAUGAUUAUGAUAAUUUUUACAGAGGUUUUUUUUUCUUUCUGAUGUACAUGUUAAGAUGGUGGAACACGUCCCAGUUCUCAUAUCUGGAGGUUCAACUGUAAAUGCGCACAGAGUCACAUGAAGCAGAAACUGUUGCUCUGCUGGACAUCUGACCACCUCCCUCUCUCUGUAUCCCAACCAGUGCAUCAAAAAAGAAGCAGAAUACCUGCUGUGAAUUCACUAAUUGGCACGAGUUUGGUAGGAAAGUAAAGGAUCAUCCAGCUUUUCAACAGCAGCCGUUUUCUCUCUGACGUGAUUCAGUGUGGAUUUACUUUUUAAAUAAUCCCUUUUCUCAUCACAAAGUUAGUUUUAUUUUUUUCAGCAUCGCAGUCUGUCGGUCCAUAUCUGUUGAUAGCUGCAGGGGGAAAAUAUGUGUGAUUUAUUUUGUUUGUUUCUCUUUUUUUUGAGAAUUUGCACUUUCUUGGUGACGAAAAAAAUUGUAUAUGAGACCACUAAAUCCACACAGUCUAAACCAUAUAAUUCCAUUUUUGUGUCAUUUUUGUUUUCUGUUCUUCUUUUUUUAAUAUAUCCAAAAAUGUCUGGCAUCUGGUUGUCUGGUUUAAAGAAUAUAAAAUCUUUCUAUUAAAAACAAUGGUUGCAAA